This is a messenger RNA of Chelmon rostratus (copperband butterflyfish), 2227 nucleotides long. It is a transcript of the gene sirt4, whose product is annotated as sirtuin 4. NCBI's taxonomy places the organism in Eukaryota, Metazoa, Chordata, Actinopteri, Chaetodontiformes, Chaetodontidae. The coding region runs from base 132 to 1064 and encodes 310 amino acids. Gene Ontology annotation, molecular function: NAD-dependent protein lysine deacetylase activity; NAD+ binding. The record is from RefSeq and is a predicted model, not a curated record. The transcript is spliced from 4 exons.
GACAAAGGUUCCCGUGUUGUGUCAGCUUGUUGUUGUUUUUCAUAACACUAACUAGGACCAACACGUUGUAGCUGCUGACACUUUGCUGCAGUAUCGUUAAACUGUAGCUAACACUGUAACUCACAAAUAAGAUGAGACUGCCACGGCGGAUCCUCACACUGCACACAGCACCUGGACGGAGGGCUUCCUCAGUCCCCGCAGGUGUGUUGAACUUUGUCCCCGCCUGCAGCACCACUGAUGCUCAGUCCCUGGAGCUGGUGCAGGACUUUGUGUCCCGAGCCAGGCGCCUGUUUGUCAUCAGCGGAGCAGGACUCUCCACAGAGUCCGGCAUCCCAGAUUACCGCUCAGAGGGUGUCGGGCUGUAUGCUCGCACUGACAGACGACCCAUGCAGCAUGUAGAGUUUAUCCGCAGCGCGAAGGCCCGUCAGCGCUACUGGGCCAGAAACUUCGUCGGGUGGCCGCAGUUCUCCUCACAUCAGCCAAACUGUGCGCACAUGGCCCUGCAGCGGUGGGAGGAGAGCGGCAAGCUGCACUGGCUGGUUACACAGAAUGUGGAUGCUCUCCAUUCAAAGGCAGGACACAGAGGACUGACUGAGCUCCACGGCUGUGCUCACAGGGUGAUGUGUCUUGGCUGUGGUGCCAUCUCAGCGAGGGAGGAGCUCCAGGCGCGAUUUGUAGCACUGAACCCAGACUGGAGAGCGCAGGCGAGCGGCGUCGCUCCUGAUGGUGAUGUCUUCAUCGAGGACGAGCAGGUCCUCCAUUUCAGAGUUCCCUCUUGCGAGGACUGCGGAGGGAUACUGAAGCCUGAGGUCACGUUUUUCGGAGACACUGUGAACAAAGCGACAGUACAGUUUGUGCACGAGAGAUUGGCAGAGUCGGAUGCGGUGCUAGUCGCUGGGUCAUCGUUACAGGUAUACUCAGGAUACAGGUUUUUACUGGCAGCGAGUGAUAGGAAAAUUCCAGUCGCCAUCCUGAACAUUGGGCCCACGAGGGCAGACCACCUGGCUGAGCUGAAAGUGAGUGGCCGCUGUGGUGAAGUGCUGUCAGCCAUUCAGCCUGUCUGACUGUCAUGGACAUACGGUUUAGGUAUUCUGUAUUAAGCUGGUCAAAGGGCUGUCUAACUACCUCACAUUUAAACAGAAAAACAACAUACUUUAGUUUAACUGCCUCAGCUGUGUGGCACUCUUUUUGUGUAAUGUAAAAGGAGCCAUGAGCAUUUUCACUUCUCUGCCAGGAGAAUUUGCUGCUAUUAUCAAAGUAGGGCAAAAAACGGACUUAUCUACUCUCACCUGUUUUAUGCAGAACAGAUGAAUGUUAAACCUGUUUCUCAUCCUAUGUAGAAAAAAGUGCGCCUGCCUCAGAAAUUCAGCCUAUCUGCACACAACAGGUGUCAGGGGAUCAAUAUCUUGGUCCAACAAAAACAGAGAGACAUCUACUCUGCCAGCAGAAACAGAAAGACUCCAGCUGAACUGUGUUCGCCAUUGCUUGUGUGGUUGAUGAUGUAUGGUGUGGUCUGAAGGCCCCGGGUUGAAGGGUCACUACUACAUUGAUUGUGUUGGUUAGGAGGCUAUUUGUUUGUGCAACAAAAUUACAAGAUAUUUGUGGAAGUGCAAGCACUUCACGGGUAAGAUACAACAGCGAGGUGAAGUUGUUGAAACUAGUUAAAGAGAUUAUACAACCUAUACUGCAGUCAAGCGAAAGCAACGGUUAAUCGAAACAUGAUCAAAAUAAGAAUAUGGCCAAGUGCAAUAUCCAAAUUGCAGGAGCUGCAAUUUUUUAAUAAAGGUAAAAUGUGUCACAGCAUGGCGUUAUAAAUGAAGCAUUGUGGUGCUGCAGAGAUGCCCUGACUGUUUGCUGUAGACCCCACCAACAAUCACAUCACCAUCAUUUUUAUUUUUAAGUGAAGAUGAAAUGCAAUUAUUACCAUUCCCACUAUUAUCACGACUCAUAUCUCAAUGUUUGUAAAAAUCGCAAUACGUUUUUUUGUUUGCAUAUCAUGUGCAUUUCAAAUGCUUGUAUGGUCAACAGAAUGGACCUUUUCUCAUUUAACUUAGAAUUAAUUAACUGUACACGUGAGAGGCUUGAGACCAGAAACUGUUUUCAGCAAACUGUCGAGCAGUGGAUCCUGUUCUACCUAAAACUGAUGCAAAUGUUAAUAUUUGAAAUGUCAUGACGGAAACAUUUUAUCUUCUGUUUUACGUCAUUUAAAAUAAAUUAUUUCAAAGCA